Molecule: messenger RNA, 738 nt
Organism: Lynx canadensis (Canada lynx)
Lineage: Eukaryota; Metazoa; Chordata; Mammalia; Carnivora; Felidae
Gene: CBY3
Product: chibby family member 3
Exons: 2
Coding region: 1-738 (245 amino acids)
Source: RefSeq, a predicted model, not a curated record
AUGGGGCCAGGCCAGGGAGAGCAGCUUGGCACCUCCGACACAUCCUCCAGCAGUGCCCCUGGCUCGUCUUCAUCAUUCUGGACACAGGGCCUCCAGAGGCAAGGGCGCAGCCCUGGUCGCCCACGUCCUCGAGGCUCGGCACUGGGCACCCACGCGCCCCACAAGGUCCACUCGGUCCUCGCCCUGGAGGCCUUCAGGUGUCUUAGCUCAGGCCACAUCAGCCGCCUGUGGGAGCAGCUGCAGCAGUUCUGGGCCGACCACUUCUCGCAGCGCUUCUCCCCGCGGCGCCCGCCGCUGCGCCGCAUCUCCUCCAUGUCCACCUUCUACUUGCUAGACCACCGGACGCGCCAGGCCGAGCUGGGCCUCAGCUACGGCGCGCCGCGCACUCGCCUGAGCGAUGAGGCCUUUGUGUUCCGCGGCGGCCAGUGGACCACCGAGGGGCAGCCGCGGCGGUCGCGACCGCUGCUGCCCUCACCCAGCAACUCGGGCUGGAAGACGCAGGUGCAGGGGGUCAACAGCCAAUUGUUGCUGGAGGAGAACAACUACCUGAAGCUGCAGCAGGAGCUGCUCAUGGACAUGCUGACUGAGACCACAGCGCGCAUGCACCUGCUGGAGAAGAAGUUCGAUUCCCAGGCCAGCCCGGCGUCUGGGGCGCGCUCCUGGCAGAGGAAGAUGCGCAAACGCGAAGGCGCGAACGCGCUGCUCUUGCUCCAGCCGCGCGCUCUGGAGUCGCGGUGA